Lasiosphaeria miniovina is the source of this 633-nucleotide messenger RNA. RefSeq lists its product as uncharacterized. Gene Ontology annotation, molecular function: carbon-sulfur lyase activity. NCBI's taxonomy places the organism in Eukaryota, Fungi, Ascomycota, Sordariomycetes, Sordariales, Lasiosphaeriaceae. The annotation marks the transcript as partial. The record is from RefSeq and is a predicted model, not a curated record. The transcript has a single exon.
ACGCCCGCCCGCCGGCCGUACACGGGAUCAUGCCACUGCGGCGCGGUGCGGUACAUUGCGCACCUGACGCUCCCGCACACGCCGCCCUCCAUCGAUGAGCUCGCGGCCGCGCGGCAGCCCGGCCAGCAGCAAAAACCAGCCAUGCGGCAGUUCAUCUACCGAUGCAACUGCAGCACGUGCGUCAAGAUGGGGCUGAUGCACGUGCGGCUGCACAACCCGCCGGCCGACUUCCAGCUGCUGGCGCCGACUGGUCCGGACCCGCUCGCGCAGCUCGGCAACUACCAGUGUUUUGAGCGGCGGCUGCGCUUCCUGUUCUGUACCGCGUGCGGCGUGCGCUGCCUCACGUUUGCCGGUGAGGGCGAGGUCGUGGAGAGUGAUGUUCUUAUUCUUGGGGAGGGUGGAGAGACGAAGACGGAGCGGCGGGAGGUCUGGAGCCCCAAGCGCGGCUGGGUCGAGGGCCGGACCAGCUACCUCAGCGUCAACGCCUACACGCUCGACGCGGGCCAGCCGGGGCUGGACCUCCGCGAGUGGACCGACAAGCAGUGGGUCGCCUAUGUCGACUGCCGGUCGGAGCGGCGGGCCGGCCAGAGCGACAAGCGCUAUGGGACGCCGUUUGAGGGGGGUGCGUAUUGA